Suillus subalutaceus is the source of this 927-nucleotide messenger RNA. RefSeq lists its product as uncharacterized. The record is from RefSeq and is a predicted model, not a curated record. Bases 14 to 574 code for a protein of 186 amino acids. NCBI's taxonomy places the organism in Eukaryota, Fungi, Basidiomycota, Agaricomycetes, Boletales, Suillaceae. The transcript has 2 exons.
GGAGCUAAUAUGCAUGCGAGGUGUUGGGGAGACAACUUCGACGUUCGCGGUGAUGGUUUGGCAUUCAAAUGUAGGUGGAGGAAUGUCGAGUGCACUUAGCUCUGGGUCCUGCCCUUUUUCUGGCGAAUGUGAAGACACACUAACGUGCACCCAGCUGUCAUUAUGGGUAGUUAUAGAGUCGCGUCUCGAAGGCCCAGCAUCGGAGAGGUGUGAAAUAUGUUGGAAGUGCAGGUCGACGGGUGGAAGACAGGCGGGAUCGACCGUAGUUGAUAUGAAUGCUGGGGAUGGACCCGGAAUGACUUCGCGUACGCGACUAAGCUCAGAGUUCGUCUCGGAAAGGGCAGGGCGGCCAGGGUACGUCCCAGGUGGCAUGCGUCUUUUGUGUAUUUGUUGGGAGGGCGAAGCGGGAGGUGCAGCGCGGGUACUCGAAACAACAGAUGAUGGUGGAGCACGUCGAAACAAGCUUCGCACGGGAUAUUUGAUGGAAAUUUUCGGUACUCGCAAGUCAUUCUUGACCUUCCAUCGCGGUAUGGCCUUCCUUAUAGCUCUCACCUCCCUCCUUAGUGCCUUAUAGACACUCUUCAGACCUGUAUCGCGCCAUAUUCCAGGAGCGACGUCUGCAAGGAGGAGCCCAACCGGUGUCCAUGCGCAUGUGAGGGCAAAGCGAGAAAGUGAGUGUGAUAAGUAGAUGUCGAUUGCCAUGCGCGUAGCAAGGGCGAGGUAUGGGUCUUUUGACCUCGAUCGAGAACGGGUAUGCUUUGAGAGGAAGUGCGAGAGCACGACGCCUUCCCAGAGUCCGAUGAGUAUGCCUAUGAGUUUGUGAUCUUUGCCUGUAGCAACGUCGAGAACGACGCGCAGAGCAAUGCCUGCUCCAAUUGAAAGUAUGUUUUCCAUGUCUUUUGUGAAUGCAUAAAGUACUGCGUUAAG